GUUUAGAUCAAGCAUCUUUAGGAAUCAGCAAAAUAAUGGACAUAUAGUAGAGUAAUUUCCUUGUCAUGGAAGAGGUGAACCAGAUUUCCUUCUUUUAAUUUAGUUUGUAGUGGUUAGUGAGUUUAUAGAGUUUAUUUUAUGUCGAUGUUUCAUAGGUUGGUUAUUGUUCUUUUACGUCUUCGAAUGGUGUUUUCGAAUUCAAGUGUUGGUUCCGUCUCUUUCAUUAUUUUCCUUCUAGUUUCCCAGCUCCGAUUAAGUAGAGGUUAGGUGAUUUUAAUUGUAUUCCGGUAUCAGCAAGACAAGAGAAAAUAGGGAGGAAAAGGUCUCAAACGGAACGGUCCAGGUUCUAAAAAUUCACCUAGCUUUGUUGAAUCAUGCAGUGGGAAAACAAUGGAGCAGUUGAUGUUCAUGACUUUGAUAGUUCAACCAGCAGGGAUCCAUUUUCAUGGAAGUGCUCAGUUGAGUGAGUAGUCUUCUGCAGGUCUGGAACCAGUGUCAGUCGAGCCAUUGGAGAAACAUACCCAAUCUGCAGCAUGAAGUUGAUCAGAACCCUCUUUCACUUGCAAUUCAGUGCCAAGGUUAGCUCCUUAAUGCAUCCUCUUUUUUUGCAAUGUUCAGGCCCAUGGAAUUGUUUCGCUUUCGGUUGCCACUUGUCACGUUGUUUUUAUACAUGCUUAUGUAUUGUAGUUCUAGCAACUGCAGUUCUAGGAACAUGGACUUUGUUUGCUGGGUGCGCUCAUUCCUUUCUCUGCGUAGCUCUAGCAACUGCAGUUCUAGGAACAUGGACUCCAGGACUGGAGGGUGACUUCACUAGAGUUGGAUAGUUUUAUGUUUUUCUCCUUUAGAACUCACCAAAGAAGCACUGGAACUGCAUCUGCUUACCGCGAUGAGGGUACUGUUGCUGAAUUUGAAGGAAUCCAUAUGCAGUGUCAGGUGGUUAGCAAGCCGCCUCUUUUUGCGGAGUACCAAGGUUGAUUAUUUUCCCAAAGAUCAACUACAAGCUGUCAAGUGUGAACUUUGGGUGGACAGGUUGCUGUAUAGGUGUUUUAGCGUUCUGCAAAUGUGACGUUCCUUGGUGAAGUUUGUUGUGCAUAUUUUCCUUCAUUUUACACCUGGUAUUAUCAAAUAGUUUUUGAUCAGACACUAACUACUGAAGCCAUGGCAUGCAAAAUGGCUCAAGUAGAGAAAAGAAGGUUGUGUUUGCAGGAAGGAAGGAAAAUGUGCGGUGCGGGCGAGGAAAGGGAGGUAGUUUCACUUUCACACCCUGGUAUGAUUUUACUGUACGCUAGCCUGUGGUUUGGAUUGGAUGGCUGGGCCUGGAAUGAGAACGGGUCCAGCCCAGACGAAAUGAUCCGUCUGGAUUCUUGCUGCUGGGCUGGGCUGGGGCCGGCCUGCGAGGGACCAUGGUAUUUUUGAGAGACCGACAAGGAAAGAGCAAGUCUCUUCCUGAAAGGACUUGGACAGUUGGAGUACCAUCCAAUCCAUAAAUAAACCUCUUGUUCUGGCGAUUUAUGUAGUACAGAAAAUCAGAAAUCGAACCGCUAACACACAGCAAGCAAUCUUUCUUUCUUUCCUUGUCGCCAUGGACGCGGUACUGAUCUUGCUCCGGCUGUUAGAGGAUUACGAUUACCCUAUAACUAGAAUCGUGGAUGCAAUCGGAAUGGCGGGCGCCGGGCGACGCAUUGCUUGCGAUAUGGGCUUGGCGGAAACUGGAUCGUCACCUCCGCAACAAGUACGGGUUGGGCUUGGUUGAUCUGGUGAGGAAUUCUUUUGACGGAGCUGAAACGAGCUUGAUUCGGCUGUUGCAGGAUUACCCCAUCAUACUUCCCGCGCUACUUGCGAUAUGGGCUUGGCGGGCGCUGGGCGUGGGCUCUUUCUUCUCUAUGCUUGAGUUUUUCUUCCUUUUACGUUGUUGAAUCCAUUAUUUAUUGUCUUUACCGGAUUUGGAUCGUCCUCUUUUUUUUUUAUUUUUUUUUAUUUACUUCCAACUUAAGAGACAAGGUAUAUUGUAGUUGUUGGAGAUUGAAUGUUAUAAUCAGUGUUAUUAAAGUCGAGCCGAGUCGCUCGGCCCGACCAGUAAAAUCGCCACCCGGUUGCAAAAUCGGCUCUGAACAGUAUAAAAGUCACUCCAGUUUUAUGUAGCGGUUGGUGAGCGACCGAGGCGGUUAACCGUUCGAACCGAUCGAGCUGCUCGUCCGGUUUUUGUCAUUCAACCACUAAAUUAAAUUAAAAAAUUGAAAAUCAUUAAAAAUUGAAUUAACCAAAAACGUCGGGCUCUCAAACUGAAUCCUUAUUUCCAUUUCACAAUUUCGAAGGAAAGAGAUGAGCUCUGAUUAAGAAAUGUCCACUAUUUAUACUGAUAAUGUUUAUUAGGUACCGGUUCUCUAACGAUUUUUAAAUGAUCUACUGCCGGUUGGACCACUAAAGUACGAGUCGUUCGCAUUACCGAGUCAUGCUCCGAUUCGGUUCUGACAACAUUGGUUAUAAUAUUAUAUUUAAUUUAUUGCAGUCGUUUCCUUUUGUUAGUGGUUGGUGCUAUACAUGUUAACAUAUCCAAUUCCAUAGGAAGAGCUUCUUAGAUGGUGCCGCACAACGAAAGUUCAUAUGCUUCUUGAUUAAAAACUUAUAUCGUCUAGGACGGUUGAACCACAAAAUAUCAUUCUUGGAGUCAAAUUUGAAAUGAUACAAGCAUCCGUGGUAAAACGUCUUCGUCUACCCUAUCAGCUUCAUUAUACUACAAUCUUAUCGGUCGAUUUUAGAGGUUGGGCCAAUGAACCAGGACAUUCCUGUCGAUUUUAAUUGGCAAUAUUGAAUUAGUGGUGGAGCCAACUCCUAUUAAGCUCUGUCAGGACACACCUAAAAUCUGUGGAAAAAUUAUGAACCCCACAUAAGUGUACAUGUAGGAUUCAAAUACAAGAAGUUUUAUCUACAAUAAAUGACAUUUGAUUGAAGAGCACUUCUAUUAUUAUUUAAAGUAUUGGUGCUUUAAAAUACAAUUUGAAGUUGUACCAUAACGUUAAAGGUACAAAUUUAACUUGUACCAUAAGAGAAUUUGACAUUUAUGUUUGUGGUACAACUUCAAGUUGUAUCAUAACAUAAAGGUGCAACUUUAGUUUGUACCAUAAAGAGAUUUUACAAAAGAGUAUAGGUACAACCUAAAAUUGGUUCUUUGGAACUGGAGGUGAAAGUGUGCUUGGUUGCGACCAGAUUUGUGCUUAUAUAAACAUGUUCGUCUGGUAAUUGUUGAAUGUAUUAAAUAUGCCUUGAAACUCCACAUUUGAAUUGAAAUACACUAUUAUGUAAUAUGUUGAUUAGUUUUUUUUUCCUCAUUUCAAAUCCACUUUCUAAUUAUGUCUGUUUUUAUUCUGCCAUGAAUCAAAGUUAGACAAACUUUGGAAUUUAAAAAAUGGUUAGGCAUCAUAUCGUAACCAAUAACUUACUAUUUUGUGCUACUCAAUGUGUUUGCUUUUAGAUUAAGGAUUGGUUCACAACUUGGAAAUCACAGGUUUGAUGGACAUAAUAGAUUGAUAGAACCGAGUUUUACCCCCUGUUUUUGUGCUCAGCUUUAGUUUAUGCCAUGUAUAUUGAGAUCUUUUAGCGUUGGUAGUCUAGCUAUCUUGGGUUGUUUAGACAUCUGAUGUAGAAAUGGUAAUGGGCAGGUCCGGAGCGGGUUUCUUGAUAUCAAGAUUCGUCCCAUGGCAGGUCGGGUUCAGGUCGGGUAAUGUAUUAUGGGUUGCGGGUCGGGCAGGUCGACCCAAUUGGUAUGCAAUUUAUAUGAAAAACGUUAGAAACAUUCUUCAUUUUUAUUAUAAGAUCAAGAAAAAAAUUAAUAUUACGAUAAAUGUAAUUAAAUUAU
Messenger RNA from Linum trigynum, 3856 nucleotides. Lineage: Eukaryota; Viridiplantae; Streptophyta; Magnoliopsida; Malpighiales; Linaceae. The record is from the annotation of a GenBank genome assembly.